ACCGGCGCUCCCGGGCCGCCGCCGGGACGCAAAAGGCGUGGUCGGCGCAGGCCCCAGGCCCAGCCCCCCCGCCAAUGGCCUGCUGCGCCGGCGCCGGGUUCUCCAGGUCCAGCCUUCCCUCUCCAACACAGGGCUGGGCGCAUGCGCCUGGAAAGGCGAACAUGGAGAACUGUUUGGCGGCUGCGGCGCUGAACGGGGUGGACCGACGUGCCCUGCAGCGCACCGCUAGGCUGGGUCAAGAAGUGCUGGAGCGGGCCAAGAGGAGGGCGGUGGACUGGCAUUCGCGGGAGCUCCCCCAAAGCAGCGUGGGGGUCACUUCCCGGGAACAGCCUGACCGAGAAAGACGGCCAGCAGCCGGCCCCCAGCGCCUUCUCCCGGGAGAGAGAGAAGAAAGACAACCAACCCUCAGUGCUUCCUUCAGAACAAUGGCAGAAUUCAUGGACUAUACUUCAAGUCAGUGUGGGAAAUAUUAUUCAUCUGUACUGGAGGAUGGAGGGGCAGCCCACGUCUCUCGUUAUCACAGAAGGAAGUCGGAAUUGCAUUUGUGCUGUGACAGGAGGAAUGGUCAGAGAAAAAACACCUCUCUUGGUCUUGGACUCAUCUGUCACGCAUCAGAGUGUGCUCUAGAGGCCUCUCAGCAGCCUGCUGAGAACAUCUCUAAGGACCUCUACAUAGAAGUAUAUCCAGGGACCUAUUCCGUCACUGUGGGUGCAAAUGAUUUAACCAAGACUCACGUGGUAGCAGUGGACUCAGGACAAAGUGUGGAUUUGGUCUUCGCCGUAUGAUGUUGACCAUCACGGCCAUCGCAUCACCUUUUCUUAAGUAGCAAGAAGAAUAAAGUCACCAUAUGAUUCUCUUAAUAUUUACACAUUACUCCUGCUUUUAGUGCUGACUGUAGAGGGUCAGUCUUCCUGGGAACUGGAGUUUGUCUCUUUCAGUGCCUAUUUUAACUUAAAAUUCGGAAGUGCCCGCCUCCCCCCCCCCCUUGGCUGAAAAUAAUAAUGUAAUGAUGCUAUCUGAAUGGUUUUUAACUGCUUACUUUCCAGGUAAAGGCUAAUUAUAAUAAAGGGAGAUGAUUUGGAAA
Molecule: messenger RNA, 1084 nt
Organism: Neofelis nebulosa (Clouded leopard)
Lineage: Eukaryota; Metazoa; Chordata; Mammalia; Carnivora; Felidae
Gene: AKIP1
Product: A-kinase interacting protein 1
Exons: 6
Coding region: 75-785 (236 amino acids)
Biological process (GO): regulation of non-canonical NF-kappaB signal transduction
Cellular component (GO): nucleoplasm
Source: RefSeq, a predicted model, not a curated record